Kluyveromyces marxianus DMKU3-1042 is the source of this 459-nucleotide messenger RNA. RefSeq names its product sphingosine N-acyltransferase subunit LIP1 (gene LIP1). The record is from RefSeq and is a predicted model, not a curated record. The transcript has a single exon. Bases 1 to 459 code for a protein of 152 amino acids. NCBI's taxonomy places the organism in Eukaryota, Fungi, Ascomycota, Saccharomycetes, Saccharomycetales, Saccharomycetaceae.
AUGGCUAAAGAAAAGUACGUGCCUCAAAACAGAGUGUUUAUUCUUCUACAGUACAUCGCUUGUGCUUUGGCACUAGUUGCUGCUGUUGAAUACUUCAAAUACAAGACCAGAAUCUCAUACGAAUGGUUCCAUUGUACUCCACAGUUUGCUCCAUUGGGAAGCAACAGUCACAGUUCCUCAUCGUCUGCUCAAAAGCUAUGGGCUGUAGGUGGACCUUCAUGCGAUAAGAGAGGUGAAUUGAAGACUAUCAUGAAGCGUAUCACAAUGGAUUACGAUCCCAAUGAGGAGCCAGUGCGGUUCUGCAUUGUGGAAAACCACCAGAUCCCAUCUAUCCACUACCCUGUUGAGAACGGGAACAAGGGUGAGGCGGGCUAUGUGUCCUAUGUAGGGUACGAGCGUGACGCUGCGGCUGUCGAGGAAGCGUGUGCAUCGCACGAGGCUACGGUGUUUAACUUGUGA